AUGGCGGCAGGCCUCCAGAUACCUGCAGUGAUCAAGCAGACACAGGGAGUGAACAGGAUGCCCAUUCGCGUAAGCGAAAGAAAGUGCAUCUCAGCACCACCGGCCAGCUGUUGCGCAUCUGGGGCCCAACGGCAAGAAAAAAAAAGAGCACGUCACAAGUGUGCCGAAUCAGAGGACAGCCUUCAGAUUGGCGCGCGCUCCGGGCAGCUCCCGGCACUCCUCUCGCGCCGCAGCUCGCGCCCAGCUCGUGCCAUCCUGGCCCGCGAAAUGAGCGCCAUCCUCUCGUGCCAGGACGCGGGCUUUGCAGGGGGCGUGCGCUACGCCUGCGCUUACACCUCCUCUCCGCCGCCUCGCGCCACUGUUGACGUUUCCACAGCAACGCUCGCACCCCUCUGGGACGCCGGUGCCCUGGACAACGCGGGCUGCCAGCACGAGCCGCCACGGCCGGACCCACAGCUUGGUUCUGUGCAUACUGUUCUACAUGACUCCACCUGGCCUGACCAACUGUCUCCUCACCUCCAAAGGAACAAACAGCUCCAAGACACACUAAUGCAGAAGGAGGAGGAACUGGCAAGAUUACAGGAAGAGAAUAACAAACUCAAAGAGUUUUUGAACUCAUCAUACGUAAAGUCUCUUGCAGAAAAGUCAAAGAGGCUUUUUUCUGCGCAGAGAAACUCAGACACAAGGCAAAGGAAGAGAACUCUACAUGAGGAGGGUGAUUUCCUUAACCUGAGCCGUUUGCUGCAGGGCGGCAAGAGCAAGCGAGUAUGCCGGAACCUCUCUCUGGAGUUCUGCUCGGCUGAGGAGCUGGCUGCCACCCCACGGCUGGACUCCUGGAUCCUGGAGACGCUGGGACUACAGGACGAGGACACCAUUGACCCAGACGGCAGCUUCAGUAGCCCUACAACUGACCACAUACCUUCUUUCAACUCCCCAGCCCCAAGCAUUGACCACUUCAGCCCUGCAACACACGACAGCACUACCUGCAGUCCUAAUACUAACAACCACCGUGAAUAUGGCUUAACAGACUCAUUAAGCAGCUUCAGCCACAACAUGGACACCAGCACAGAGUACUCAACCCUUUACCCUUCACCUCUGUACACUGUCACAUCUACAGGGUCACUGGUCACCUCUCUGCCGGCUAUUGUUCCUGGACUCUUCACCCCUCCUCGGGCAGCUUCAACUCCUCACCGCUCGCACAGCACAAGCUCAGGGCAGCACUAUCAUAGCUCACCAGAGAGUGAGGGUAUUCUGUUCUCCACACCACGCACAACACGUAGCAGAACAGACUUAGCGUUUAGCAUGUCCUUAAGUCCACAGAGCAGUGUAAAGACACACACUUUCCCACAAGGACAGGCAUUCACCCGCAGAGACUCGCAAGGUGGGUGGAACUUCACCUGGGUGCCUAAGCAGUGUUCUUAA
This is a messenger RNA of Colossoma macropomum (tambaqui), 1422 nucleotides long. RefSeq names its product geminin coiled-coil domain containing (gene gmnc). Bases 1 to 1422 code for a protein of 473 amino acids. Lineage: Eukaryota; Metazoa; Chordata; Actinopteri; Characiformes; Serrasalmidae. Gene Ontology annotation, cellular component: nucleus. The transcript has 7 exons. The record is from RefSeq and is a predicted model, not a curated record. Gene Ontology annotation, biological process: negative regulation of cell cycle; negative regulation of DNA replication.